AUGGAUAACACUCUGCCCGCAAUCCGAAUCCUCCCCGCAGGAGUGGAGGAUGUCUCAGCCCUCGCCCUGGUUGAAUCUGAUGCCUAUUCCCGUGACCCCGUGACGUUAUGCUUGAUGGGAGAGCAAACGUCCGAAGGAAUUGAGCACCGAGCCAAAGAGUUUGCGGAGGGUAUAGCGAAGAAAGACCCAAAGACACAAUAUAUCAAGGCUGUGCUGGGUGAAGACACGGUUAUCGGCCUGGGCAUAUGGCACUUAUACCUCGACGAGGAAUCGAGUAAAUCGCGGGUUGUCGAUUUGGACCAGAAGGAGUGGGGUCCUGGCGCAAAUGCGGAUGCGUGCAGGGAGUUCUUCGGAAGGAUUUUCAAAAUGCGGGAAAGGAUGUGUGGACAGAGGCAUGUUGUACUCGGUUGUCUCGCGACCAAGAUUGCCCACCAAGGUCUUGGUGCUGGCUCUGCAAUGUUACAAUAUGGCGUUGACAUUGCGGAUAAAGAGAAUAUCCCUGGGUGGCUGGAGGCAAGUCUGGAGGGCCAUAAUUUGUAUAAGAAGUUUGGGUUUCAAAGAUGCUGA
Molecule: messenger RNA, 567 nt
Organism: Histoplasma capsulatum G186AR
Lineage: Eukaryota; Fungi; Ascomycota; Eurotiomycetes; Onygenales; Ajellomycetaceae
Exons: 2
Coding region: 1-567 (188 amino acids)
Molecular function (GO): acyltransferase activity, transferring groups other than amino-acyl groups
Source: RefSeq, a predicted model, not a curated record